Messenger RNA from Hibiscus syriacus, 1980 nucleotides. RefSeq names its product protein MODIFIER OF SNC1 11-like. The record is from RefSeq and is a predicted model, not a curated record. Gene Ontology annotation, biological process: poly(A)+ mRNA export from nucleus. The transcript has 6 exons. Gene Ontology annotation, cellular component: nucleus. Bases 97 to 738 code for a protein of 213 amino acids. Lineage: Eukaryota; Viridiplantae; Streptophyta; Magnoliopsida; Malvales; Malvaceae.
AUAACCCAACGCUUUCCCAUUUUUCGCAAAGAAGAUCCACCAGACUCGCCCCUCUUUAUAUUCUUCACGCAAACCUACUACCCACCAACCGUCCCGAUGGCCACUGCCGCCGCAAAAUCCGUCGCCACCACCGCCACUCCUGCAUCCGUCACCGUCGCCGCUAAUUUAAUCACAGAACCGAACCCUAAGAAAAAUAUUCCAGCAUCCACGCAUAUAUCAGAUCCUCCUACAACCGUUCCCCGUUCCAAUGCUGAAGGAACUGUAAAGGGAAUCGAAGAUUCGAAGACCACGGGGACUACUGCGGGAUCUGUCGCAGGGGAUACCAGCGUUCCCGUUUACGAUAUCCAGAAGAAGAUUCGCCGAGCCGAGCGGUUCGGCGUGCCUGUCCAGUUGUCCGAGAAAGAAAAGCGUAAUUCUAGGGCAGAGAGGUUUGGCAUUGCACCCAGCUCAAAGGGAUCAGAAGCAUUGAAGCAAUCAGAGGUGGUGAAGAGGAAGGCUAGAGCAGAGAGGUUUGGGCUUGAUGUACCCUCUACAGCUGUUGAUGAGGCAGAGAAAAAGAAAGUUCGUCUUGCCCGAUUUGCACCAUAUGCCAAACCUGAUACAGUGGAAGGAGAAAAAAGAAAAGCUAGGGCAAUAAGAUUUUCGAAUCCUCCAUCAAGUUCUUUGGCCCAGGUAAAUGACAAGGGGAAUAUUGAACCAGAGGCUCCAAUUGCUGGAAAAGCUGGUGGAGGUCUCUAAAUAGAAAUUACCGUAGUUAAAAGGUUCAGUGUCCUAACAGCGCCUGAUUCUCUUGAUGCUUCUUACAGUGUUUUUUUCUAACAUCAAAAUUCUAGGAGCAGUACUCCUUCUCCAGAUGAAUUUCCAUAUCAGUGGCAAGGCAUUUUUGGCAGUUUGAAAGGUGUUUUAUGGUAUCUAUUCCUUUGGUGAGGCCUUUUGGAAUCAACAACAACCUGGAGUGUUCACCUAUCUCAAAUCUUACAAAGAGUACUGGAAACUCUGGAGUAAUGGCUAGAAAUUUUCUAGUUUUCCAAGUUAGAUAAUUUAAUUAUGGAGGUGGUUAUUAGAAUCAACUUAAAAAUUAAUGAGUUCUGUUUCUUACACUGUUUUAAGUUAUAAAGUAUCAUCAAGUGUGAGACAGCAGUAGUAAUCAUAUUGAGUCUGACAUUUAUUUCCAUGGGUUAAAAUAGGAAAUGAUAUAUGCUUCUUAGGAAUUCUUUUCUACUUCUCAUUUUUCUAGUGGUACUCUUACUGUUUUUAAUAUGUUAAGGCUUGUAGGGUUUUUAAUAUGGUACUUUUUUUAUGUAUUUAGAUUAGUUUCUUUUGAGGAAGUCUGUAGUCUGAGAGUUGGUAAGGGUGUUAAUCUUUAGUCUUUAAAUAAGAUUGUUUUUGUUGAUUUGAUCUCUUUUUCAUCUUAUAGAUUUGAACAUUUUCCUUUUACUAAAAAAAGAAUCAAAUAAAAACCAUUUGUUAGAUAUGCGCAUGAGCAUGCUUCUUAAUCGAAGUGAUAGUUUGCAGGCUUGCAUGCAUAUGCUUACUAUGUGUGAUGACUGGCAUUGGUUCAACUUAAGUUGAUGGUAUAUUUCUAUUACAAAUUGUCGUUGUGAUGUUUUGUUAUGGAUAUGUUACAUCUUCUGUUCGGCAUUCGAUAACGAGAGAAAUGUUGAAAAUUGGCAAUGCUUUUAUAAUAUGAUGAUUGCUUACGAACAAUAUUUCUAUAGGUAAAAACAUUUGGCUGAGCCUGUUACUUCAGAAUCUCAGGAUUUUUCUGAUGAUGUAUUUGAGAUGAGUGAACACUUGUCUUUUAGGUGAUUGGUAGCUUCCAUUGGUCUCACCAAGUGAAUUGGGUAAUCUCUGCAAGGUAAUUUGUGCUGGAAGUGAAGCUGUUUGUUUAAUCAAUGUUUUCCUCAGUUUGCUUGUUUACUUGUUUGGUCAUGUAAUUUUAUUUUGUUUAUUUAUCAACAAUAUUUAGAUUUGGAAUUU